GUGGGAGCCACCCUGCCAGCUUGCUCCAGGUCUUGUCACUUCCAGUCUUAGUCCAAUGGGUGUGGCAGUGACUAAACAGCCAGAUUCUUGGCCAGAUCGGCUGCAGGGAGGUCAGAGUCAUCAGGGCAGCAAGUGGUAAGGUUGGGUUGUCAGUGCAGCUGAACUCAUGCAAUUGGUUGAAGCUUCAGAGAGAUUGAAAUUCCAGGCCAAAGAACUGAAAGAUGCCCAUCAGCAGCAAAAGCUGGCCCUGCAGGACUUCUGGGACCUCAAUGAGCUCAUUGCAGAGCUCUGCUCCCAGAAGCAGAAGGUGUGGGACAAGGAGGAGGAGAUGGAAGUAGCCAUGCACUGGAAGCUCAGCUCAAGGACGCUGUUGCCUCAAAGGAAUGCAGACUUCAUGAGCACAUCGCAGACUUCAAGCAAACAGAAAGUGAGCCUGAAGCCCUCGAGGUGGUGCUGG
Piliocolobus tephrosceles (Ugandan red Colobus) is the source of this 457-nucleotide messenger RNA. RefSeq lists its product as uncharacterized. NCBI's taxonomy places the organism in Eukaryota, Metazoa, Chordata, Mammalia, Primates, Cercopithecidae. The record is from RefSeq and is a predicted model, not a curated record. The transcript is spliced from 3 exons. The annotation marks the transcript as partial.